Callorhinchus milii (elephant shark) is the source of this 1249-nucleotide messenger RNA. RefSeq names its product YJU2 splicing factor homolog (gene yju2). Bases 94 to 1095 code for a protein of 333 amino acids. Lineage: Eukaryota; Metazoa; Chordata; Chondrichthyes; Chimaeriformes; Callorhinchidae. Gene Ontology annotation, biological process: mRNA splicing, via spliceosome. Gene Ontology annotation, cellular component: U2-type catalytic step 1 spliceosome. The transcript has 8 exons. The record is from RefSeq and is a predicted model, not a curated record.
ACAGACACACACAGAGACACAGACACACAGACACACACACACAGACAGGCCUCUCGCCAGCGCCGGGCCCCUGCGCUCACUGUCUGCGACAAGAUGUCGGAACGGAAGGUUUUGAAUAAAUACUACCCCCCAGACUUUGAUCCGUCAAAGAUCCCAAAACUCAAACUUCCGAAAGAUCGUCAGUAUGUGGUGCGACUGAUGGCUCCUUUCAACAUGAGGUGUAAGACAUGUGGAGAGUACAUUUACAAAGGGAAGAAAUUCAAUGCACGGAAGGAGACGGUGCAGAACGAGACCUACUUGGGACUCCCCAUCUUCCGUUUCUACAUCAAGUGCACACGGUGUCUGGCAGAAAUUACAUUCAAAACCGAUCCAGAGAACACGGAUUACUUCAUGGAGCACGGAGCAACGCGCAACUUUCAGGCGGAAGCGCUGCUCGAACAAGAGGAAAAACGUCUACAGAAGGAACGGGAGGAUGAGGAGCUGAACAACCCGAUGAAGGUGCUGGAGAACAGGACAAAAGAUUCCAAGCUGGAGAUGGAGGUUCUGGAGAACCUGCAGGAGCUGAAGGAGUUAAACCAGCGUCAGGCCAACGUGGACUUUGAGGGCAUGUUACAGAAGUAUCAGAAAUUUGAGGAGGAACAGAAACAGCGGCAACAGGAGGAGGACGAGCAAGAGACAAAGUCCAUGUUGGAAAUUGCACAGCAAAAGAGAAUUCUGGAUGACUCAGACUCAGACGAGGAGGUGCCCAAACCAGUUCACAACCAGAAGGUGCGAUCCACGCUCAAGCCCACAGAUAUCCUCAGUGAACAGAAACCGGAUCAUCAGAAUAAGAAACUGAAGCCGGAGAGCUGGGAAAGGAGCGUGGGAACGCUGAGCGGAAAAACCCGUCUCUCUGGGCUGGUGGUGAAGAAACCAUCAGGGAUGAAAGUGAAUCCAGGAAAAGAAACCGGGAAACAAGAAGGCUGUGCAACGAGCAAUGGUGCUGGAGAUCGGAAUUCAGCUCCGGGUCCUCCAGAAAGGCACUCGUCAGCAAGCGGCAGUUCCUCGCUCAGUCUCCUGGGGGCCUACUCUGACAGUGAGGAGAGCAGCGAGUGACAGCCGCUCACUUUCCCAGCAGGGCUGCUCUGGUACUUUUGAGAAAGUCUUCACCGUUAUGAGAACUUGCCUUAUGUGUGUUAAGCGUCCUUGAGACGCCAACCGGCGUGAAGGGCGCUAUGUAAAUGCAAGUUGUUGUUGUGUGUUUUCCCUG